Messenger RNA from Trichoderma citrinoviride, 1395 nucleotides. Its product is annotated as WD40 repeat-like protein. Bases 1 to 1395 code for a protein of 464 amino acids. Gene Ontology annotation, molecular function: structural molecule activity; protein binding. Gene Ontology annotation, biological process: cellular response to amino acid starvation; positive regulation of TORC1 signaling. The record is from RefSeq and is a predicted model, not a curated record. NCBI's taxonomy places the organism in Eukaryota, Fungi, Ascomycota, Sordariomycetes, Hypocreales, Hypocreaceae. Gene Ontology annotation, cellular component: Seh1-associated complex; nuclear pore outer ring. The transcript has 2 exons.
AUGAGCUCGCUCCCGCAGUCGCCGACCGACGACGAAAACAGGUCGUUCGACCUCAACCUGCAGCACGGCCACCGCGACCUGGUGCAGGCCAUUGCCUUCAACGCCUACGGCGACCGCUGCGCGACGGGGUCCGUGGACGGCAAGAUCCGGGUGUUUAACCGGCAUCGCGACGGGACGUGGAGGCUGUGCGAUACGUGGAGCGCGCACGGGGGGGAGGUCGUCGAGUUGCAAUGGCUCCCGUCCACAAUCUACCCCAACCUCAUCGCCUCCCUCGGCAUCGAAGGCUGGUUCCGCCUCUGGGCCGAGAACCCGUCCGCGGCGCCCGGCCGCCGCUUCUGCGCCGCGCGCUCCGUCAACGGCCGGCCGGCCUUUGACACGCGCUCCGCCCGCGCCCCCUACCGGUCCUUCUCCAUGAAGCACAACGAGGAGACGCGGCAGACGUACCUGGCGCUGCUGGCCACGGACGGGCGGCUGACGGUGUACGAAAACGACCAGCCCGAGAACCUGGCCGAGUACGCGUCCAUUGACGAGUUCAGCGUGUGCGCGCGCCCGAGCCGCGGCGACGAGGUCGCCUUCAAGGUGCGCUUCGACCCGAACCCGGAGCCGUGCUACGCCGCGCUGCGGGCGGGCGUGCCGGCCGACGCGCUGGGGCUCGUCGUCGCCGCCAUGGGCUCCGUCAAGGUGUACCGCACGCGGGAGGUGGCGGCGAGCAACUUUGGCGCAAACACCCUGCAGAAGGAGUUUUACCUCGCGGCCGACAUCUCCGGGCACAGAGGCUUGGUGAGGGACGUGGCGUGGGCGCCGGGGAACAUUAGGGGGUAUGACAUGAUCGCUACGGCGUGCCAGGACGGGUACGCGCGCGUGUUCCGGAUCGAUACGCCUUUUUCGGAGAGCGAUGGGCGGUCUUGGUCUGCGACGCACUUGCUGAACCGGUCGCAGCAGCAGCAGCAGCAGCAUAAGGACGCAGCAGCAGCAGGAGGAGGAGGAUCGAAAGACGACGACACAGCAGCGGCAGGCUCAACAAACAACACCAACACCAACACCAACAACAGCAACAACAACAGCAGCAGUAGCAAUCCCUACAGCAGCAGCGGCCAUCACCACACGCACCACCCCUCGUCGACCCUAAGCGCAAGCCUCGCCAAGUCGAGCAGCCUCGCCGAGCAGCGCGCGUGGACGGGCCAGCCGGGCCAGAUCCGGCACACGGCGCAGGAGAUGUCGCGGCUGGACAGCCACCGCACGCCCGUGUGGCGCGUGGGCUUUGACGACGACGGGCAGAUCCUGGGCAGCACGGGGGACGACGGGAGGUUGUUGUGCUAUCGGCAGACGCCGGACGGGAGGUGGGCCAAGAGCUCGGAGUUGGUCAUGAUGAAGACGAGGAUGGCGGCGCCUUAG